AUGCAUUGGAAAGGCCUGCGACUCGUCGCCGAUGGCAGCUCCAAACGUCAAAGCACCAUUGAACCACAAACGCAGGCCCGACGCAGCGAGCACCUCCCUCGUCCCUCCCCGCCUGAGACCGAACCCCGUUACUCCGAAGCUUUGCCUCGAUCGCCCGGCCUUGAUAUGCCAGUCGAAGUUCGUGAUACCACGCGGGGAGAUGACGCUCCUGCAGACACGGGUCCGGACCAUAAGGUAGCUCGGACGGACUUUGCUGGGCAUUCGUCGUCUGGCUUGUCAGCAGGCACGCCGAGUCUUCGCAGGAAUCGCUUCAGCUUUAUGAGACUACGCCAUGCUUCAGAUCCUCAGCUUUCUAAAAGCUAUGCCAAGGCUGCCCGGGAUACUCCCCCAGUGCCUUCUCUUCCUCCUCCCACAAUCAUCACCACCGCCCCUACAAGCAACGAGCUCGAGCAGCCUGUGAAACAUCAAAGCAAGCUCAACCUUCUACCUCUACGAAAACGCUCCAUGGAAGAAUUGACCCGAAGUUCAGCGGACAAUCCGAGAACGAAGCCCGCGCGGAAAACCCAGGGAUCUACGGACUCACAAAUCGGCGAAUCUACUCUGUCCACCUUUCAAACCGCCCCGGAAGAGCCAGGGCGGCUCUCUACAACGUCACGGCACAGUGGCAGCCGAGAUCAGCUACAUGAUUCGCAUCGCUCAUCUGUCAUCGAUCCUCGGUUCUCUGAGUCCUCUCGGUCGGAUCAAAGCUAUGGUGACCAGACAUUUCGAACAAACUCCCCUCGCGAGGGCCAAGCGUCUACAUCAAACAACAAGCGCUUCCGCAUGCCACGUUUGAAGCGAAACCGAAGCCCCCUUUUCCCUCUACCGCCCAAGCCCACUCCCGCGAGUCGUGCACUAGACAAUGCGCCCAAGUUCCCACCGGCUGAAACCCCCAAGUCUCAAGGCUCCGAUGAUGCCGACCAAGUCUCACCUCUACCCUCGCCGUCUCGUUCCUCAGUGGGGCUGGCCCCUACAGCUGCACCGCCUUUGUUUCGUAAUGAUUCCACAGCCUCGGCCCACUCUGUGCGUUCCAAUCCAUCCCACAAAGGUGGGCGAGGCAGAUCGUCUACGAUGGGAUCUCUGGCCGAAAAUCAGGAAGAUCUGUCUCCAGUACCUUACAUGGGCUCAUCCUCACGUACCUCUACAUCUACCACUGGUCGGAAGAGCUUCGGUGACAUCUUCAACAUUUCACAACGGUUGAGGCAGAACUCAGAACCACCUCCUCGUCAUGGUUCUCCAGCCAUCGGUGGGGCGGCAACACCCGUCAAAUCUGACCUACCAAUCCCCCCGCGCGAAGAAGACGACACAGCAGCAAGCUAUUUGACGAAGCUCGAGGAGAACCUUCCUCGAGGCGUGAUUGGCGGCAUUCUAGCCCAGUCUGAUGACGAAUUCUACAAGGUUGGCCUGCGAAAGUACAUGCGAUCAUUCUCAUACUUUGGUGAUCCCAUCGACAUGGCAAUUCGCAAGCUUUUGAUGGAAGUGGAAUUACCGAAGGAGACCCAGCAGAUUGACAGAUUUUUGCAAUCGUUUGCUGACCGGUACCACGAGUGCAAUCCAGGCAUCUUUGCCUCCUCCGACCAGGCAUACUUUAUUGCAUUCUCGAUCCUGAUCUUACAUACGGAUGUAUUUAACAAGAAUAACAAGCGAAAGAUGCAGAAGCCUGAUUAUGUCAAAAAUACUCGUGGCGAGGGUAUCGCCGAAGAGAUCCUGGAGUGCUUCUACGAGAACAUCUCAUACACCCCUUUCAUCCACGUCGAAGACGCCAACCUUCGUGAUCGCCACCUGCCCAAACCUCGCCGCCCCCUCUUGAGCAGCCCUAGCUCGGAGCAUUUGUCACGUAUGGCGAGGGAGCCUGUUGACCCUUACACUCUCAUCAUGGAAAACAAAGUCGACUCAUUGAGACCAAGUCUCAAAGAUGUUAUGGAUCUUGAUGAUACAUACAAUCACUUUGGCACAUUAGGGCCUCCUGAUAUGGAAGAUCUUCAUCAAGCCUUUACCAAGUCUGGCAUUUUACAGAUUGUGUCUUUGCGUUCCCGACCCGAUGCAUUCAUGCAGACAAGUUUAGACAAUCCGGCCGAAUCACAUCCCGGCCUUGUGGACAUCAAGGUAGCAAAGGUCGGCUUGCUCUGGCGAAAAGAUCCCAAGAAGAAGAGAGCCAGGUCGCCAUGGGGGGAAUGGGGAGCGAUUCUCACUUUCUCCCAGCUCUACUUCUUUCGAAACGUCACAUGGGUGCGGUCUUUGAUGGCGCAACAUGAUGCUUACGUGAAGAAUGGACGACAAGGUACAUUGGUCUUCAGACCGCCUCUUGCCGACUUCAAGCCGGAUGCCAUCAUGUCGACCAAUGAUGCCGUCGCCUUGCUAGAUAGCAGCUAUAAGAAACACAAGCACGCGUUCUCGUUUGUUCGGCACAGUGCAUUGGAAGAGGUCUUCCUGGCCUCAUCAGAGCCUGAGAUGAAUGAUUGGAUUGCUAAGCUCAACUAUGCUGCAGCCUUCAGAACUACCAGCGUCCGCACCAAGGGCAUGAUUGCUACAAACUAUGAAGGCCAACGCUACCGCAGAAGCCAGCGAGUGGGAUCUCAAUCCUCACUUAGAUCGCUCGAAGAGGCUGAUAAGGAGCCUAAGUCUCCAUCUAUUGACACUGACAUUGUGGCCGGGUUUGUGGCCGCGCGCCGGGAAUUGAUGACGCAAAAAAUUCGUGAGCAAAACGAGAAGUUGUUUGUCACCUACAAACAGCUGGACGAUCUUCUUCGAAAUGCGCGUCACCUGCAGAUCCUAGCUCCGGUUCAUCCUCGGGCUCGCGAGGGAGUGAUUAUGGCCGCUGGGCGCAUGGCAGCUAAGCUCAAAUGGGUCCGACAGGAUAUCUGGCGCAACAAGUGCUACCGCGAGGUUCUUUUGCGGGAUCUUGGGGAAGUUGGGAGUCUCGAUGAGAGAACUGGGUCAAUUACCGAUGACACAAUUCCUUUCUCGGGCCCAGCUCGACUGGCUUCUCUUUCAGGACCUUCGGUCAGGUCCGAUCCUAGUGUGCAUCGUGCGCCUAGUAUUGUUCGCACGGCUUCAAGCCAUGACACCAAUGAGCCCACCUCGGCAUCUGCUGAACUCUCUGUCGAGCCUGGCCUGCUCAAACAGCCCUCGAAUGAUGAGAUGCGCCGCCCAAGUAUCCCAGGCUCAACGACUUCUUCCGACUUUGGCCGCGUUGGGCGGCCACUUUCUAUCGCUAUUCUUUCUGAACAGGGCAGGUCCGAGACGCCGGCUGGUCAGUUGGAACGUGACGCCUCAGUACUUAGUCGCAAUAGCAGGUUCGAUGGUGCGAGUCUAGGCUCUCGAGCAUCGAAACUCACCUCCCCUGUCAGCUAUGAUGAGGGCGAGGAACGGUUUCUCAGAGAGACGGGUCUUCUGGAACUCAGCGGCUCACCCCCGCCGAAGAAACAGCCUACACCUUUGCCUGAAGGGGGAACCGAGAACGUCGCCGACGAAACCUCGGAGGUCUCUCAGAGUGAUCAUAAGCCGAGUCGAGUACGUCGCAGCCUGCAUCGUACCCUUCGUGAACCACACGUGCAUCGGCACCAUUCGCGUGCCAGUAAGAAGAACAGAGAAUCGAUAUCCAGCAUUGGCGCUCUUGAGGACAAUGAGAAUAUCACCGAGGGUGAGGUCUUGGCUCGCAAAACACCCAGUUUCACCGUUCAUGGCAAGAAGGCUUCUAUCGUGACUUUCGGUUCCGAGUGGCAGAACAUGCCUCCAGAGGAACGGCUCAAACUUCGAAAGCCGACUCCUAAUGAAGAGCCUCGGGCCUCUGAACCUUCCCUACUUGGUGAUGCCAACCAAAUGGCUUCGGAUAACUACACUGGCGGUCGGCCUCACUCCAUCCGCAGCGUAAGCACAACCACCGGUAUCAGCCUUCUCAGCGGAGAUGAGCCUUUGGAGUUCUUCAGAGACGCACAAGAAGACCUCGACGACUUUUCAGACGUCCAGUCCCCAAAAACAACUGCCAUAGGCCCGGACUCAGUCCCAGAGCAACAUCUUCCGGAGAAGGAGAACAUGCCCCGCUCAACAUCCGGCUCUGGCUCCGUGAUCUACCACAGCCACCUAACAACAUCCACCGACGGCCAAACAACCCCAUCACCAUCUUCCACCUCCCUCAACGAACAACGAGCCGUCGAUACCCCCUCCUCCGAGAACCUGCGCCAACAAGCCGUUGGCGCCUGA
Penicillium atrosanguineum is the source of this 4242-nucleotide messenger RNA. RefSeq names its product Arf family guanine nucleotide exchange factor SYT1. Gene Ontology annotation, molecular function: guanyl-nucleotide exchange factor activity. The coding region runs from base 1 to 4242 and encodes 1413 amino acids. Gene Ontology annotation, biological process: regulation of ARF protein signal transduction. The transcript is spliced from 3 exons. The record is from RefSeq and is a predicted model, not a curated record. Lineage: Eukaryota; Fungi; Ascomycota; Eurotiomycetes; Eurotiales; Aspergillaceae.